CACGAUUGGGUGUUUUAGCGUCUUGUUUUUGGCUAGCGCAGCCACACUAUUUUCCUUCUUUUGCCUUUCGUUUCCGGCGAGCGUUGAUUGUUACAUUCAACAAAAGAUAUGGGUAUUGAUAUCAACCACAAGUACGACCGCAAGGUUCGCAGGACCGAGCCCAAGUCCCAGGAUGUGUACCUGCGCCUGCUGGUUAAGCUGUACCGUUUCCUGCAGCGCCGCACCAACAAGAAGUUCAACCGCAUCAUCCUGAAGCGUUUGUUUAUGAGCAAGAUCAACCGCCCGCCGCUAUCGCUGCAGCGCAUCGCUCGCUUCUUCAAGGCUGCCAACCAGCCAGAGUCUACCAUCGUGGUCGUCGGCACCGUCACCGAUGAUGCCCGCCUCCUGGUGGUGCCCAAGCUCUCCGUGUGCGCCCUGCACGUCACCCAGACCGCUAGGGAGCGCAUCCUGAAGGCCGGCGGCGAGGUCCUAACCUUCGAUCAACUGGCUCUGCGUUCGCCCACCGGCAAGAACACUCUGCUGCUGCAGGGCAGGCGUACCGCCCGCACCGCCUGCAAGCACUUCGGCAAGGCGCCCGGUGUGCCCCACUCGCAUACCCGCCCCUAUGUCCGCUCCAAGGGACGCAAGUUCGAGCGCGCCCGUGGUCGCCGCUCCAGCUGUGGCUACAAGAAGUAAGCGCCUCGCUCAUUGGACGACUGGAUUUGGAAUCCUUUUGGUUAAGAUAUGGAUUUUUCUCGCCAUCGCUUAAGCAGCAUUUGGCAAUAAAGCGGUUUUAUUCCAAAAGGUGAAAACGAA
Molecule: messenger RNA, 795 nt
Organism: Drosophila ficusphila
Lineage: Eukaryota; Metazoa; Arthropoda; Insecta; Diptera; Drosophilidae
Gene: RpL18
Product: 60S ribosomal protein L18
Exons: 4
Coding region: 109-675 (188 amino acids)
Biological process (GO): translation
Cellular component (GO): ribosome; cytosolic large ribosomal subunit
Molecular function (GO): structural constituent of ribosome; RNA binding
Source: RefSeq, a predicted model, not a curated record